This is a messenger RNA of Trypanosoma cruzi, 1203 nucleotides long. RefSeq lists its product as uncharacterized. Lineage: Eukaryota; Euglenozoa; Kinetoplastea; Trypanosomatida; Trypanosomatidae. The coding region runs from base 1 to 1203 and encodes 400 amino acids. The record is from RefSeq and is a predicted model, not a curated record. The transcript has a single exon.
AUGCCCAAAAAGACCGGUGGCAAAAAGAAGGGGCAAAGUUCUCCGGAUGGCUCUGAGCCGCGGAAACGAAAGAACAACAAAAAGGCGACAAUGGAGCCGCGGGACGUGGAUGAGAUGCAGAAGCUGCAGGAACUUUUAGGGGACGAGGAACAGCCGUUGGGUGUCUCCAAGAAAUCGCUAGAGGGCUUAUUGUCCCUUCGGCAGCCGCAGGAGUUGGCGGUGAGGCUUGCGCAAUCUCUCUCCUCCCUGCGCGCGCGGCUUGCGGAGUUGGAGUUGGAGAGGCUUAACCGUGGGAGCGAGGCGCCGGGGCUGUCGAACAUCGUGGCACGCCGCGCGCAGGAGAAGGCGGAGAAGCUGGAGCUUGAGAUCCAAAAGACGGAGCGGGUAACGCGCCGCCUGAAGAUCAUCUCAAGUUUGGUGGGACACAUCAUUCGCUUGCGCGAGAAAACCCUUACGGAGACUCACACGGCGAUGGAGGCGGAGGUGCAGUCUCUUCAGGAAAAGAUCCGGGUCAAUGAAGAGCUGAUACGUGAGCGUUUCGUGAGCCGCGUCAACAUGCUGCACCGCUAUUGGCUUUGGCGCACGCUACAGGAGCUGGGAGACCAGACGGUGGGCUGGACAUUUGAGGAGGAGCUCGCACGCGGUCCGCGGUACCGCACUCUGGGGGUGCAGAACAACAUUGUCUCGGAAACUCUUGAGCAGCAGCUUUCGUGGCUGCUUGUGUUCGCGGAGAAGGAGAAGAUCUUCCGCGAACACGUGCGUCGCCUCGAGCUCCUCGUAGAGGAGUUAACAGACAUCAAUGACGCCCUGGAGGAGGCGUUGACGUGUCGUGUGUGCGGUCUGUUGUUUGAAGACCCAGUUCUGUUUUGGCCGUGCGGCCACGUCUUCUGUUUGGUGUGCUUUGACACGCUGAGCAUCGCGCCGAGUCUCUUCCGCUGCCCAACGUGCGGUAGCAUGGGCAGCGAGGGCUACGUGCACAACCUCCUUAUUGCGGAGUCCGUGGCGAAGUGGAUGUUUAAGGACGCGGGUUAUGGCGACAUCCACGGCGCACUGAGCCUCAUCCGCCUGCACCUUUCGAAGUUCCGCAAGGAAGUCAUUUCAUCGCGCGUCGCACAGCUCCAUCAGCAGCUCACGGAGGCACGGCAGAAGGAGACAAAAGUGGAGGAACUGUCGCAGAUGGACAUUACAUACCGCGACUUUUGA